This is a messenger RNA of Budorcas taxicolor (takin), 4357 nucleotides long. RefSeq names its product ly-6/neurotoxin-like protein 1. NCBI's taxonomy places the organism in Eukaryota, Metazoa, Chordata, Mammalia, Artiodactyla, Bovidae. The record is from RefSeq and is a predicted model, not a curated record. The transcript has 4 exons. The coding region runs from base 283 to 633 and encodes 116 amino acids.
GGCCUGCAGUGAGGUCACCGGCAACGGGCGGCUCUGGCGCAGGGGCGGCGACGCGGCGUGGUCACUGCGGGGCGCACGGAGGGACGGCAGCGCUGUCAGACCCGAGUUGCAGGGGCUGGAGAGCGGCCGCGGGAAUACAGCACCUCCAGUUGACCAGGAGCUCCGGGAGGGCCGGGGGUUGUCCCACCCGCUCGCUGCCCUGCCCCAGCCCUGGCCUGAGUUGAAUCAAGGACCAACUGCUCUCCACAUCCCUGCUCCCACUCUGCACUCUGGCCCCCGGCCAUGACGCCCCUGCUCGCCCUGUUCCUGGUGGCCCUGGUGGGCCUCCCUGUGGCCGCAGCUCUGGACUGCCACGUGUGCGCCUACAACGGGGAGAACUGCUUCAACCCCAUGCGCUGCCCGGCCAUGGUCUCCUACUGCAUGACGACGCGCACCUACUACACCCCGACCAGGAUGAAGGUGAGCAAGUCCUGCGUGCCCAGCUGCUUUGAGACCGUGUACGACGGCUACUCCAAGCACGCAUCCACUACUUCCUGCUGCCAGUAUGACCUCUGUAACGGCGCUGGCCUUGCCACCCCUGCGACUCUGGCCCUGGCCCUUAUACUCCUGGCCACCCUCUGGGGUCUGCUCUAAACCCAGGGAGGGGAAAGCGCUGAGCAGCAUAGCCCCACCCUCUCCCCCCGUACCCCCCCCCCCCCCGUCUGCCCUCCCCGGACCCCCCAGCCAAACCCAGGACUGUCUGCAAGAGGACUCUUGACCUCCCCCAGCCACCCUGAGGUCUGCUUCCUGUUUGUGAUCUGGUUUCCUAAAGGCUGAUGUGGGACUACACCUCCCCAAGCUUCUGGCUUUGACGAUGCAGAUAAGCCUCUCCUCAUUCAAGGACUGGGACGUGGGCACACUGUGCUGUUGGCCCAGGAACACUGAUUUGAAGGGGCCCUUUAGUCCCUCUGCCUUGUAGGUGUGCUGGAGGGGGUGGGACGAUCGGGACCGAGGGUUGGGGGCCGGUUCCAGGAAGCAGGCUCUCCGGGGCUGCAGGAGGGCUGCCUGGGGCGGAGAGGGCUGGAGGUCGGAGGGAGGCAGGCCUGGGCCCCUGGGCUGUGCCCUCGUUCCAAGCAGCCCUGGCAGGGGAGGGACUAGCUCGGCCUGAAGAGGCCCCCGAGGGCCCUCCCGAUCCGGCGCUGGGCCCCUGCGCAGAACGUGGGUCCGGAUAGAUCAGGCUAUAUUUGGUGGAGCUUGAGAGCUGAUCCCGGGGCUAUUUUUGGGCCAGGAGGGAAGGGUGCUGAGCCGCAGCCACCCGAAGCCUGGCCUCCUGCCCUAAGCAGGCCUGGCGGAGGGCGCCCUUUUACAGAGUGAACUCUUGCCCGGUGCCGGAAAGGAUUCACCCUGCCCUGUCGGACACGCGGGGGAGGGAGCGACGCCCUCUCUGGGAGGCUCGGCCGCACCGGCGAGGGCGGGCUGGGCCAGCCGGAGAGGAGGGGAAGGCAGUCUUCGGGAGGCCCGGGAGGCCGAGGACGGGAGGAGGGAUCACAGCAGAAGGAUCGGGCCGUGCUCCCUCCGCGCGCAGCGGGCAUUUCCACGCCCCUGGCCGCGGGCGAUCGCAACAGGGUCCUGACUGUAGGGGAGCAUGGCGCGCCGGCCUCGGUCCCGAAGGCCAUGCCAACUCUGACCCUGCCCGCGGGGCGGGCGAGAGCUCUGCACCGGCUGGAGCUCUUCUGCCUCAUCCCUAGCAGCGCCUCUCAGCUGCCCCCAGAUCACGCUGGGCCUCGAGAUUCCCAGGGGCCCAGAAAGACAGAGUCGCUUCGGACUCCUUAUGACCCACAGACUGUAGCCCCCCAGGCUCCUCUGUCCUUGGGAUUCUCCAGACCGAGAAUACCGGAGUGGGUUGCCAUGUCCUUCUCUAGGGGAUCCUCCUGACCCAGGAAUGGAACCUGGGUCUCCCUCAUUGCAGGCAGACUCUUUUACCUUUUGAGCCACCAGGAAAGCCCAGGGACCCAAGAAAGCUUAUCAUUUAAAGGGUACCCACCCCAGGUGAGCCCCACCCCUCCAGGUUGCAGAAGCCCGGGUCUGUCCACGGGAGGGGGGGGCCGAGGGGCAGGAGCGCCUUCCAGCUGGCACAGCCCACACCCCUCAACCCUUGGGGGUUGUCCCUGGAGCUCAGAAGCUUUGGCUGCUAAGCAUGGCCCCUGUCAGGGGGACCUGUGCUGGAAAUUCUUUCCUGCAAGCUUCCCUCUGAGACCCCCAGACGUCAGGAACCUGGACGCUCUGGAGAAGCCGGCGCAGGAAGUCCUUAGCUGGGGCUGGGUUGGACUUCGCAGAGGGCCACGAAGCAGAAGGACCGCACCCAAAGGAGCGGCGGGCAGGGGAGUGCUCAGCCCAGGGAGCAACCGGGUGCCCCGCCUAGUCUUUGUGAGCCCCUCCCUGGAGGAGGCUAGGAGGAAGCCUGACCACCCCACCCCCAGCUCCUCUUCCCAAAGCCCCCCAGGAGUGGGCCACUUCAGGGAGGAGACCAAACCCCCGGCUGCACGUGCAGGCUGAUAGCGGGGGCAGCCACCGGGCAGACUGACUCAGCAUGAGAGGCCUGGGAAGCUGGGUCACUGACUGCUUGUGCAAGCGCUUUGUCCCGGGUCUAGUGGCUCCUCAGCUAGACUGGGUCCUCCCUCCCCCCGCCCGGUCCCAGCGAGGAUGUAGUGGAGCCCUGCCUGGCCCCGUGUGGGCUCUGGGGCCGUUGGGAGCCGGGAGCCAGUGGCGGCUGAGAGUGCUGUGUUGGGGGCCGGGGGGAGCAUCUUACUCCUGCCUCCUGCAUCCAUCUGUCCACGCUGACCUGGGCCCAUGCCAACGCCCAUAGCACUGCGCCAGCGCCGGGGACCAGUCUGCCCACACCACCCCCACAGAUGGUUCUGCCUGGCUUGGGGAGAAACCCAGCACAGAGCCGAGGGAAGGUGUUCCACUCCUGCCCAGGCCCGGCCCCCUGGUGGGAAGUACGUGGCUCUGCAAAGGCAGGAGCACCAGCGGGGUCCUUGGAAGUCAAACAGGUAAACUUGCCGGGACUGAAGGUUAGUAACUAACAGCUGCCAGUUUCCCUGCAGUUGUGGCUCUAAGCACUCCAGCACAGCCCUACACGUAGGAGCCGUCACCUGCCUCUUUCACAGAUCGGGAGACUGAGAGAGAGAGAUGAAGUGGCUGCCCCAGGUGGGCUGGACUUCCUGCCCCCCUCCACCGCACCCCCGGCCCACCCCGAUCCCCACGACCCCGCCCCACCAUGCAGUUUCUUCUCCCAUCAGCUGGGAGAGAAAGGGGAAGCUGGGAAGGUGGGUUAAUAAGUUUAAGAGGAUUUUAGCAUGUAAAGUAAUUAUAACAGCUUCAGGUCAAGAAAGCUUAGAAAGAGAACGUUGGCACGAGAUGUGAGAAACCUUAAACGCCACAGUCAAGGGGUUCCGCCCUGUGUGUGAGCGCUGGACCGAGGUGGAAAGCAAAGAGGAGGGCAGAGGGGUGCCCAGCACCGCAGGCUUGUCUGGCCCAGACCCCUUCCCCCCGUGUCAGGGCUGUGGGUCCCCAACAGAAACGAGAGCCUCACGGGGCGGGCGGUGCGCGAGCUCAUCCUUGCAGCUCUUGGCGGCAUCUCAAGUCCGGAAGCAGCCUGCACGUCCCAGUAGCAGCUGCCUGAGCAGGUGAGGCCCUCUGUGGACCGCCCUCCCUGGGCUCCUGCGCCAUCCAUCCGUCUGGAGUCCAGCUGAGAAGCUGGUGCCAGAGCUUUGACCCAGAAACUGGACUGGUUCUGGCGCCAUCACGUAAGGAGGGCGUGGGUGCCCCUGUGGCUGGUGCCUGGGUGUGGACGACGCUCCAGAGGGGAAGUCGGACAGUUGCUUCUCCUCCUCCCUUUGUAGCGUGUGAUUUGUGGUGAGGAAAUGUGUCUCUUCAUGAUUCUAACCCUCUGAGAAAGGUGAAAAGAAACUGAAAGGCCUCUCUCCUUUCUAUCGCAGUCCCCCCGCCCCCACCAAAUUUGUUGGGUCCUGUCGCUCAGGCUGACCUGCAGCUGCUUGUUCACAUCUCCGAGCCUCAGUUGUCCUGUGGUUAAAGUGAGGACAAUAGCGCCCACCAAACUGGGGCUUGGUGAGAGUGAGGGAGGCUGUGGCUGUAAGUGCCCACCCCGGGCUCGGCACACCGGAGGCCCCAGGGGGAUGAAUGGACGGACAGAUGAACGGAUGGUGCCUUUCCCCUUCAGUCCACUUGCUGAGGUCCAGGCACUUCCCAGGCCCACGCCCCAAGCCCUGCGGCUAUGGGGCAUGGAAUAGCCUUCAGGCUAUGGCCCCCCACUAUGUACUCCUCAAGCCAGUGAAUAAAUGGAUGAGUACGUGUA